AUGUCCUCUGAAGAAUCACGAUCGAAAUCUAUUAACAAGAUGAGCGUUAUUGAGCUCAAGGAAUAUCUUGCAAAUCGUGGUGUAAGUGUGAGUGGAUACUUAAAACCUGCAUUAGUAGAGAUAGCAACUGCUGUAAAUAAAAUGAUGCUUCCUCUAAAUCCAAAUUUUGAAGAAAAGAAUAGUUUGGAGAAUGAAAAGUUUUAUAUUGAUGAUAUGGAGAUUAGAAAUCCGUUUACUUCGCAACACAAGCUUGUAAAUAACUUCUCUGAUUCUCCGCCAUUUGGGUUGUAUGAUAUCUUUAAUUACCUUAUUCACCAUUCAACCGAAUACGAUAAACAAUGUUUGGCAGCAUACAAGUCAUUAAUUAGAUGAAUAUCGCCUUUUCCAGGACGGAUAUGUUGAAUCUCUGCUAACUGAGACUUUGUCAAACGAAAGACUUCAUCUGUAUAUGGGUAAAGUUAAGCCAGCUAUGAAAGACAAGACGGACAAAGGGAAAUCGUACUACGACUGCUCGUUUAUACUUGAAGGUAAAGGGGCCAACUGAGGGAGUGUUGUCAAAGCUAGAUGUCAUUGUAAAGGGGGUCGCGAUGGUGGUUGCAAGCAUAUUGCUGCAGCCAUGUAUUCCCUAGAGGAUUUACUGAAUACCCAUGGCGAGGACAGCCCAACUAAUAUGCCAUGUAUAUGGACCAAGAAACCAACCGUUGACAGCAGACCUUGUGAUGUGAAAGAUCUACUAAUUGCCCAUUGUGAUUUACCUUAA
Molecule: messenger RNA, 760 nt
Organism: Paramuricea clavata
Lineage: Eukaryota; Metazoa; Cnidaria; Anthozoa; Malacalcyonacea; Plexauridae
Source: the annotation of a GenBank genome assembly